AUGCAGCAUGAAACGGUGCUUCGGAACCAAGUUCUUGCUUUACAGAAUGAGUUAGAAUCUGUGAAGCAAGACAACUUAAAGCUUUACGAGAAGGUUCGCUUUCUUGAUUCAUACGAAGGUGGAGACCGAGUUGGCCUGGCAGACCGCAACCGAUCGCGCCUGCUAUCUUCUACUCCUUCGGCAUUAGCAACAACAUCAAUUGGUCAAAGCACAAUUGAUUUUGCUAGUGGAGAAGAGGGACUCCUGCGCACAUAUUCAUCUGCCUAUGAGGCCCAUAUAAGUCCCUUCGAGCAAUUCAAUCGACGCGAGCGAAAUCGCCGCUACGAAGAGCUUCCACCGCAUGAAAAAAUCAUGCUGCACAUGGUAUUGUUAAUUAUAUUUUAUUGA
Molecule: messenger RNA, 387 nt
Organism: Protopolystoma xenopodis
Lineage: Eukaryota; Metazoa; Platyhelminthes; Monogenea; Polystomatidea; Polystomatidae
Source: the annotation of a GenBank genome assembly